Molecule: messenger RNA, 1693 nt
Organism: Tachyglossus aculeatus (Australian echidna)
Lineage: Eukaryota; Metazoa; Chordata; Mammalia; Monotremata; Tachyglossidae
Product: actin, alpha skeletal muscle B-like
Exons: 9
Coding region: 249-1382 (377 amino acids)
Source: RefSeq, a predicted model, not a curated record
GAACAUCUUAUUGGAUGGGAAAGAAUCCAAGGGACUCGGAAACUCUUCCAUGAUUUUUCCAGCCCUUUGAACCACUCUGAAACAUAUCUCUUCCAAAAAUGGCUCUCUAGACCUGGGUAGUGUGAAAACAUCAUUCCACAAGUGGAUAUAAAUGGAGUUGAAGGUGAGAUCAUCCACUUUUUCCAAGGAGCUUGCCCAACACAGUAUCUUCUGGUCUCCUGGCCACCUCACUGGAGCUGUGACCAACAAUGUGUGAUGAUGAUGAGACCACAGCCCUUGUAUGUGACAAUGGCUCUGGGCUCUGUAAAGCGGGUUUCGCUGGAGAUGAUGCCCCCAGAGCUGUCUUCCCAUCCAUCGUUGGGCGCCCACGACACCAGGGUGUAAUGGUAGGAAUGGGACAAAAAGACAGCUAUGUUGGAGACGAAGCCCAAAGUAAGAGGGGGAUCCUCACCCUGAAAUACCCCAUUGAGCAUGGGAUUAUCACCAACUGGGAUGACAUGGAAAAGAUUUGGCAUCAUUCCUUCUACAAUGAGCUCCGUGUGGCCCCAGAAGAACAUCCUGUUUUGCUGACAGAGGCCCCCUUAAAUCCAAAAGCGAACAGAGAGAAAAUGACCCAGAUAAUGUUCGAAACCUUCAACGUGCCAGCGAUGUAUGUAGCAAUCCAAGCAGUUCUAUCUCUGUACGCCUCAGGUCGAACUACUGGAAUUGUUUUGGACUCUGGGGACGGAGUGACGCACAACGUGCCCAUCUAUGAAGGGUACGCUCUGCCGCAUGCUAUCAUGAGGCUGGACCUGGCAGGCCGAGACCUAACUGAUUACCUUAUGAAAAUUCUCACAGAGAGAGGCUACUCUUUUGUGACCACAGCGGAGCGGGAGAUCGUCCGAGACGUCAAGGAGAAACUGUGCUAUGUGGCUUUGGACUUUGAGAAUGAAAUGGCCACAGCAGCCUCCUCUUCUUCACUGGAGAAGUGCUAUGAACUGCCAGAUGGGCAAGUCAUCACCAUCGGGAACGAGAGGUUCCGUUGCCCUGAGACCCUGUUUCAACCGUCCUUCAUAGGAAUGGAAUCUUCAGGCAUCCACGAGACCACCUACAACAGCAUCAUGAAGUGUGAUAUUGACAUCCGGAAGGAUCUCUAUGCUAAUAAUGUUCUGUCAGGUGGCACCACUAUGUAUCCAGGAAUUGGGGAUCGGAUGCAGAAAGAGAUCACUGCUUUGGCCCCUAGUACUAUGAAGAUUAAGCUGGGUCAGUCCAACCUCAAGAAGCGAAAUGAAGAACAAAUCUAUCUUCUAAUACCUACACUUCUCCUUUUCCCUCGUGAGCGAUAUUUUCUAUCUAAGGAACAUGGUUUUCUUCUAGGACCUCACAAAUAUUACAAACUCUAAAAGACAGCCUUUCUGCAAAGCACCAGAGCAACCAAAGGGAUGUCUUCUCACUGUCUAUAAAACGUCUAAGAGCUUUGAGAAUGGAUAAAAUUCGGAUGAUGAGAAUAGAAGUGGCACCCAGCCUCACCACUCAUUCAUAGCAGAAAUGUGGGCAAGUCUCUGGGUCUCGAUAGACCCACCUGUAAAAUGGGCAGGGUAAUUCUGGCCAUCUCCCACUCAGUCAGGGACCUGAGGAGGGCUUCAUUCUCAGUCCCAAGCUUAUGUAGAUUGAUAUUACUAUCUGAUUUUACACUGACUGUUGGACUGUUCUU